Messenger RNA from Erpetoichthys calabaricus (reedfish), 2710 nucleotides. Its product is annotated as adhesion G-protein coupled receptor G5-like. The record is from RefSeq and is a predicted model, not a curated record. Lineage: Eukaryota; Metazoa; Chordata; Cladistia; Polypteriformes; Polypteridae. Gene Ontology annotation, molecular function: G protein-coupled receptor activity. Gene Ontology annotation, cellular component: membrane. The transcript is spliced from 11 exons. Gene Ontology annotation, biological process: cell surface receptor signaling pathway; adenylate cyclase-activating G protein-coupled receptor signaling pathway. Bases 782 to 2254 code for a protein of 490 amino acids.
CACUACCACUGUGCCACCUUGCACAUGUGUGACUGUUUAAACUUUAACUUUAUAUAUUAAGACUUUAAAUUUUAUAUAUUCAGAAAUUCAAUAUAUUUGCCUGAUUGGCACCCCAUUUUAUACACACAUAAAUACAUAUUCAUAUACAUACACAGUAUAUAUGAGCUUGGAACUUUAAGAGCUAAGGUUUUCAAUUUAGUUCAAUUUAUUGUCAUUAUACCUAAUGAUACAAUGAAAAGCAUUUGUUACCAUUCUUGCUAAAAACAAUUCCGUACAUAAUAUGAAGACAGCACAAACACAAAUGACUAGAAUAAACUCUAGCACAAAUAUGCAAAUAUAUCAAAUUAAAAAUAAAUUAAUAAAUGCUAGAUAUAACCAUGCCACAUAUAGCAAGUAACAGCCAGACAAAAUAAGUAACUUAGCUACUGAUGGUAAAUAUCAUUUAAUUGAAUAGUGUAAAAUUGUUUACAGAAUGGUUACAGGUCAAACAGAUAAUAGUGUUUUAACAUUAGUGAUGAGUAAUAUAGACAAAUUUCAAUGUGCAUACCAUUUCACAAGAAACGUAGUCUUUCCUGUUUGUGAUUUGAAGUUCAUUAUUUAAAAUAAUGCUUGUCUCCUUAACCAGUUUUUCAAAUGCCAUGAUAUAUGGCAGUGGUGAGUUUUUAAGAUAUCAGAUCUAGAAUAAGGUUCAAUUAGUGUUAAUUUUACUUUGCAGAUUCUUUUAUUUCUCUUUGUAGACCACGUCAGUUGCUCAGAGGAGACCUUUGACUGUCUUAAACAGAUGACUGAGUCUCAAAAUAAUUCUGUUGUCCGCUACACCAACAUGCUUGAGUGCCUUGCUGAUGUCAAAAAUUAUGGAUCAAACAGAAUUAAUGAGCUGAUGGAGGAAAUAUUAUUUGAAAUUAAUGGUACUCUCAAAAUGAAUAAUAUGAUUGCCUCAGUUACAAAGUCUGCCUCUGCUUUUAAUGGCCUUCAUUUGGGAACUGAUUUAGAAAAUGUAUUUUUCAAUGUAACUGAAAUGACAAAUUUAACAGUUGAAAUGAUUUUGCCACCUCAACCAUUGGGCUUCAGUGAAGAAUUUCUUGGGAAAAUUCUUUUUGAUGUAAUGUGGAACACAUCUCUAUUUAAGGAUACUAACACCAGUGCUCUUUUGGAAUCUGUGGUUGUUGGAGUAAUCGUGGAAAAUGCAAGCAUUUCUAAUCUCAGUAAUCCUUUGAUCAUCAGGUUCUUCACUGGUAAUAAUUCAGCCUUUACAAACAUGACAUGUGCAUUUUGGGACGAAACAGAAGAAAAUGGCGCAGGUGAUUGGAGUGUUGCUGGCUGUCAAACCUUUGUGAAGAAUUCCAGCGUAACAUGUAAAUUCAGCCGUCUCUCCUAUUUUGCUGUCCUUGUGUCACCUGUGCAGGAACCAAGUGAACAAAAUGCUAAAGCUCUGAGAUACAUCAGCUACAUUGGCUGUGGGAUCUCUAGUUUUUGUAUGACUGUCAUCCUCAUUAUUCAUCAAAAGUUUCUGCUAAAACCUUCAGACCAGGCCUGGUUCAUCCACCUCAAUCUGGCAGGAGCAGUACUGCUCUUGAACUUGAUGUACCUCUGUAGUGCUGCUAUACCAGCCGUUCUGAACAUUUCCUGGCUUUGUACGACCACGGGCCUGGUGCUGCAUUUCUCCCUUAUCUGCUCCUUCACUUGGAUGACAUUGGAGGCCUGUCAGAUGUACCUGCUAUUGUGGAGACCAUUCGAUGUCUACAUAAGGCAUUUCACACUCAAGUCCACCUUUGUAGGUUGGGGAGUCCCUGCUCUUAUUGUGCUCACAGUUGUUGCUGCUGACAAGAAUAAUUACGGUCCAAUUUAUAACAUGUGCUGGAUCACAAAAUCUGCUCUACAGUACUGUUUAGUGAUGGGAUACUAUGGAGUUGUAUUCAUCUUUACCACUGGCAUGUUGGUUGCUAUGAUUUUUAAGAUUGUCCAAAUAAAGCGAGCAAACAAGCAGACUUACAAUGAAAACACCAGCAUCUGCAAAUUCACUUCCACAUUUCUGGGACUAACCUGCCUGCUGGGUACUACUUGGGGACUGGGAUUCUUCACCAUUAUUACUCAGAGUUUGACAACUCAGUAUUUAUUUUGCAUCAUAAACUCCUUGUAUGGUUUUUUCCUAUUUUUAUGGAUCUGUGCUCGAUGGAAUAAUGAGAAAAAAACCUGUCAGGAGAACAGCUCCAAUUCUCAAAUUGCUAAUGCUUCUGAUAACCAUCAAUUCUGAAAGUUUAUUUAUUGUCUACUAUAAAAGAGUUUUGUGAGUCAAUCAAAAUGGAGUUACACUUUAUUUAUCUGUCUCUAUAUGUUCUAAAUAUUUUUCCCAAGCCUGUACUGUAAACUCUCCCAGUCCAAAUGACAAUUUUAUUUACAUCUAUUUUUGGAUGUUUGAUCAAAAUUAGUUUUUUAUGUGUAUUUUGCUUAAAACAUUCAUCACUAUGCCACUGCUUAGAAAGUGCAUUUUCUGAUGGUACUUUGAUGUAUACAAAAUGUUCUUUGUGACAGAGCACCUCCAUGUAUUAAAAUACAUAAAAGAUGUUAAAAUUGUUGAAAGGAUCACAUACAAGUAAUGUUUAAUAGUUACAUACAUGAUUGUAAUAUGUACUUGUUUUUUAGUGUUACCAUGUUCACUUUAAGAGUGUCACUGGAACAAAUCAGGUAGCAUUUGUGUUCCAAAGUGCUC